CUGAGCGACACCAGACUCUGUGGAAAAAGAGCCAAACCGAAGAACUGCAUCCAACAACCGAAGGUUUUACCUGCCUGAAGGUUUGGGACGUGGACUCCACCGCAGUGAGUCGUUUCACAGAAAGACGAGACAAAACGGCUUUUUACCAAGAGAACAGGGGCAGAUGUCUUGUUCUGAUUUCCACUGUCCAGGAGCUACUUUGGUUACACACGAGGAACUUCCCAGAUCUGUGGGAGAACUGAGACGUUCAGCUUCUGCAGUGAAUUCAUUUGACACUUUGAACUUGUUGGGAUUGUUUGACCGUCUUUGACGAUGCCUGUGGUCAAAGUGGAAAAAGACUCUUCAGCAGACACCACCGUUCCCUCCUCCAACCCUUCACCACAGACCGAGGAGCAGCCCCGGGGCAGGAGGAGGAAGAGACCCCUUGAGAGGGGCAAACCACCGUACAGCUACAUCGCGCUCAUCUCCAUGGCCAUAGCCAACUCCCCUGACCGCAAACUGACGCUGGGGGGCAUCUACAAAUUCAUCACAGAGCGGUUCCCCUUCUACAGGGACAACUCCAAGAAGUGGCAGAACUCCAUUCGCCACAACCUGACGCUCAACGAUUGCUUCAUCAAGAUCCCUCGAGAGCCCGGCCGGCCAGGAAAGGGCAACUACUGGGCCCUGGACCCCAACGCAGAGGACAUGUUCGAGAGCGGCAGUUUCCUGAGGCGCAGGAAGCGGUUCAAGCGCUGCGACUUGAGCACGUACUCCUCGUAUGUGCACGAGGCCCCGGUGUUCUCUCCGGUCCAGAUAACCAGAUCAGCUGCAUACUCCAACACAGUCUACCCCAACAUGACCGUCAGCCCCACCUACAGCCAGCAGCUGCCCUCCGCCUAUUACCCCUCCUCGUCCCCCCCUGGGUUUGGACCUGGUCAGACCCGCAUGUUCAGCAUCAACAACAUCAUCGGACACCCAGCCUCAGCCAGCAUGAUGGCGGGUCAAGGGUCAGAGAUGAUGCAGCAGCCCAGCCGGAGCUUUAGUCCCGAAGGUCUACCAAACGGACCUAAUCCUUGCAGCCUGGGGGGGUCUGGUUUCCAGACUCAGCCAUGUGGGGGAGCCCUGCCACCGCGCUCCUCGGCACACCCGGGGUUCACCUACUCCGGGCCGAGCAGCCAUCCUCAUCACCCCCAUCAAGGCUCCUACGGACAAGGCCACAGACAGGGGUACACGGCAGCGGGCCGGAUCCAGACCUCGCCUCAGGGCUCUGCAGAGGCUCUGGAGCACUACGGCAGAGCGUCCCCCGUGCAGCUCGGCUCCUUCUCCCAGUACAACAGCACAGCAGGUCCUGUCUCCAACAGCGGGGGGUACCUGAGACACCCCCCCUACCCUGGGAGCAUGGAGCGCUUCGUUCCUGCCAUCUAG
Nematolebias whitei (Rio pearlfish) is the source of this 1404-nucleotide messenger RNA. RefSeq names its product forkhead box E1 (gene foxe1). Lineage: Eukaryota; Metazoa; Chordata; Actinopteri; Cyprinodontiformes; Rivulidae. Gene Ontology annotation, molecular function: RNA polymerase II cis-regulatory region sequence-specific DNA binding; DNA-binding transcription factor activity, RNA polymerase II-specific. The record is from RefSeq and is a predicted model, not a curated record. Bases 313 to 1404 code for a protein of 363 amino acids. The transcript has a single exon. Gene Ontology annotation, biological process: cell differentiation; regulation of transcription by RNA polymerase II; anatomical structure morphogenesis.